This is a messenger RNA of Loa loa (African eye worm), 339 nucleotides long. RefSeq lists its product as hypothetical. The record is from RefSeq and is a predicted model, not a curated record. The coding region runs from base 1 to 339 and encodes 112 amino acids. NCBI's taxonomy places the organism in Eukaryota, Metazoa, Nematoda, Chromadorea, Rhabditida, Onchocercidae. The transcript is spliced from 3 exons.
AUGUCUUCUGCCGGAACCAUAAUAGGUUUCAAAAUUAAAGUGAGACUGCUGAUGGAUGAACGUAAUGAUAUGAUCGUAAUGGAUGGAAUACGACUGAAUAAUCCACAGAAUGCUGAUAAUGAAGAGAAACAUUGGGAAGAAAUAGAACGAUUUCCUCCUGAUUUCAUCCAUCUUUUCCAUCAAGGAUUACUUCUCUCUCUUAAAUUUCGACAAUAUAUGGGUAGUGAUGAGGAAAAGUUUGCAACUAAAAGAAUUUCAAGUUACAUAAGUACGGGUAUUUACUAUACAUUCCACUCAGCAAUGAUAACAUACAAAAAAGGUUGGGUAGCAAGGAAGUGA